Messenger RNA from Octodon degus (degu), 6098 nucleotides. It is a transcript of the gene Rab11fip5, whose product is annotated as RAB11 family interacting protein 5. The coding region runs from base 143 to 4069 and encodes 1308 amino acids. The transcript is spliced from 6 exons. Gene Ontology annotation, cellular component: mitochondrion; secretory granule; phagocytic vesicle. Lineage: Eukaryota; Metazoa; Chordata; Mammalia; Rodentia; Octodontidae. Gene Ontology annotation, molecular function: small GTPase binding. Gene Ontology annotation, biological process: regulated exocytosis. The record is from RefSeq and is a predicted model, not a curated record.
GCCUAGCCCAGCCCGCAGCGGCGGUGGCCGGGUGUGCGGGCGGCGGUACUCGUAGCGGACUCCUGAGCGCCAUCCGCCGCUGCCGAGUUUGUCACCCUGGCCCGGUGCCUUUGCCCGGCGCUGCCAACCCUCGCCCGCCGCUAUGGCCCUGGUGCGGGACGCCGAGCCGGCCUCGGGGCCCUCCCGCUGGCUGCCCACGCACGUCCAAGUGACAGUGCUUCGAGCCCGAGGACUGCGGGGCAAGAGCUCGGGCGUCGGCAGCACCAGUGACGCCUACACCGUGAUCCAGGUGGGCCGCGAGAAGUACAGCACGUCGGUGGUGGAGAAGACGCAGGGCUGCCCCGAGUGGCGCGAGGAGUGCUCCUUCGAGCUGCCUCCCGGCGCCCUGGAUGGCCUGCUGCGGGCGCAGGAGGCCGACGCGGGCCCGGUGCCCUGGGCUGCGGGCUCAGCCGCCGCCUGCCAGCUGGUGCUCACCACUAUGCACCGCUCUCUCAUCGGCGUCGACAAGUUUCUGGGCCAGGCCACCGUGCCGCUGGACGAGGUCUUCGGCGCAGGCCGUGCCCAGCACACACAAUGGUACAAGCUGCACUCCAAGACAGGCAAAAAGGAGAAGGAACGCGGAGAGAUCCAAGUCACCAUCCAGUUCACACGCAACAACUUGAGCGCCAGCAUGUUUGACCUGUCCAUAAAGGACAAGCCACGGUCUCCCUUCAGCAAGCUGAAGGAUAAAAUGAAGGGCAAGAAGAAGUUUGACCUGGAAUCUGCCUCUGCCAUCCUCCCAAGCAGUGCUCUAGAGGAUCCCGAGCUGGGCAGCCUGGGCAAGAUGGGCAAAGCCAAAGGCUUCUUCCUCCGCAACAAACUGCGCAAGUCAUCUCUGACUCAGUCCAACACCUCGCUGGGCUCGGACAGCACCUUGUCAUCGGCCAGUGGGAGCCUGGCCUACCAGGGCCCUGGCGCUGAGCUCCUUACCCGUUCGCCGAGCCGCAGCAGCUGGUUGUCCAGUGAAGGGGGCAGGGAUUCUACACAGUCCCCCAAGUUGCUCACCCAUAAGAGGACCUAUAGCGAUGAGGCCAGCCAGUUGCGUGUGGCCCCUCCCCGGGCCCUUCUUGACCUCCAGGGCCACCUCGAUGCUGCGCCUCGCUCCUCUCUCUGUGUCAAUGGGAGCCACAUUUACAAUGAAGAGCCCCAACCUCCUGUGCGGCACCGUAGCUCCAUUUCAGGCCCAUUUCCCCCCUCCAGCUCCCUUCACAUCGUCUCCUCCCGGCCCUCUGAGGAGGGGUCUCGGUCCUCGGAUGACUCAUGGGGCAGAGGCAGCCGAGGUGGUGCUGCCAGCUCAUUGGAAGUGGCGCCUGCGCAGGAGGAGCUGAGUGCUCAGGCCAAAGCACCCUCUGGGGAGGAGCGGGCCCAGCCCCCCGAGGGGAGGCCUGUCCAGGUUGCCACGCCCAUACUGGCCUCUGAGGCUGUGGUAGAGAAGGAGGGAGCUCGGAAGGAGGAGCGUAAGCCCCGGAUGGGCCUCUUUCACCACCAUCACCAGGGCAUAAGUCGGAGCGAGUUGGGGCGCCGUGGCUCUGUGGGGGAGAAGGGUGGUCCCACACUAGGAGCCUCCCCGCAACAUUUGUCCAGUGGGGAGGAAAAGCCCAAGAGUAGCUGGUUUGGCCUGAGAGAACCCAAGGAGUCAACCCAGAAACCCAGCCUGGACGUGUCUCCUCAGGUAGAAUCUGGCCCAGCUGCUGCUCCUCACCACCUCCCCUGCUCCCCCUGGGCUCCGGCCCCCCCCAUUCCUGUUCCCACUGCUGCUCCCAUGCUAAGCACUAACCUUUUUGCAGCCACCUCCCCUGCUGCUGCCACUGCUGCCGCCGCUGCCACCACCACCACCACCACCACCACCACCCCCGAAGCCACCCUGUCUGGAUUCUUGGGUGCCACCAACCCGUUCCUCACCUCUUUGCAGAGCAACCCCUUCUUCGAGGAGCUCGUAGCCAACAUAGCACUAAACUCUCCUUCACCUGCUCCCUCUCUCCCCAGUGCCUCGAGGGUCAGCCCUGUCCCCCUGGCCUCCUCUGGGAGAGCCCUGCCUGAGUGGGACGACACCUUCAACAUCUUUGCUGCUAGCAGACUGCAUCCAGAGGCCAGGAACAAGAUCCUAGCCCCAGCAGGAGUGGGGCUGGAGACGGCUGGGCUGCAAGAUUCAGGCCCAGGGGCCAUGGCAGUGAAUGCAGCUGAGCCCCAAGGAGAUCCUGGGGGAGGAGGCGGUGAGAGCAGCGUGUGGGCAGAGCCUGGGGCUCCACUGGACUUGGGACUGGACCGGCAGAGCACAAGUACAUCUGACCCCGGGCCCCUUGGGUCAGCAAGGGCCACUCUGCCCCCUGAGCUAUACCUUCGAGCCUCAGCCUCAGCACCAGACAGGGAGCCACUGGCCCCUGAAGGUGGAGCAGGGCAGAGUCCAGCAGAUAGUGGAAAGUCUCUGUUCAGCUCCCCAGAAGUGCUUGGUGCAUGGGAGCAGCUGCCAGGUUUGGAUGACACCCCUGAAGGCCAGGACGCGGACACUCCCCAAAGGGAAAGCCAGUUUUUCCAUGAGCUCAGUACAGCAGAGGAUUCCUGGCCCUGGGAUGUGGUCACCAUUUCUCCUGCAGCUGAGAUGGCCUCACCAGUCCUGCGAGGAGAAUCUGAUGAGCUGCCUGCUCUCCAGCUGCUGCCAGAACCACCUGCCACUGUGACUCCCAUGCUGAGCGAGGGCCUUCCCCUGAUGGAGCUGGACACGGAGCUUCCACCUGAGUCGGACGAGGGGCUGCAGCCCAGCACGCCGCCGCCCAAGCCACCACGCCUCUUCAUGCCCUCAAACUCUCAGGUGGAGGAUGAAGAAGAGAAGGCUGCAGGAGGGCCGAGUAACCAGGAAUCAGGGACAGAAGAAGAAGCCACCCCAAGUACUUUGUUUGUUGGUCCUCAGGAAGCCAUGGAGGAGAGUGAGAAGCCUGAGUCAGGGGAGUUGGACAGCCCAUCUUCUGGGACCUUGCUGGGUGAGCCAGGCCUGGAGGAGAUAGUAGAAGAUGUCAGUGCCCCUGGGCCUGGGGCCUGCCUGACUGUGCCCACCAGUUGCCCUGAGGGGCCUGUGCCUGUACCUGUACCCUGUUAUUCAGCAAGCUCAGCUCUUCUAAGUCUGCAGACCUGGGGGGCUCCAGAGACAGAAGGUCCUGAGGCCUUGAGCCAGGAGCCAGCAGAAGAGUCCCUUGCUCCUCUAUCAGAUACACCCCACGAGGCUGAUCUGGGGGCCUUGGAGGAGGCCUUGAGCCCCUUGUCUCAGGGGAGCCGAGAUCCCCCUAGUCUUCCGUCCACAUCCCCACCAGUGUCCAGAGAGUCUUCCAUCCACUCUGGUCCAGAAGAGCCACCCACGCCCCCAGAGCCUAUCUUUCCACCACCCCCUCUCCCGCCCUGGGCCAGCCACCGCCAUGGGGGACCUGGCCCUCCAUGCUCUCCCUUGUCUGGAGCCUGGCCCCUGACUUCUUCCUCCCCACCUCUGGGGGAGCCAGACUCACCCCCUGGCUCCUUUGAGCCCUCCCCCCCUGAAGGCCCCCCUGUCCCACUCGGGGAAGACCACGUUGCAGCCACCCCAGCCUCCCCGCUUGUGCUUCUGCCCUUGGAGACACGACCAGCUGAAGAGCCACAGCCCAGUGCCAGUCCCCACCCUGUGAAGCCUCUCAGUGCAACCCCUGUGGAGGGCAGCCCCGACAGGAAGCAGCCCCGCUCGAGCCUGAGCACGGCCCUGAGCAGUGGGCUGGAGAAGCUCAAAACAGUCACAUCUGGCAGCAGUCAGCUUGUGGCCCCGGCGCUCCAGCUUGGCCACACUGUGGAUGCCAAGAAGCUGAAGGACUCUGCUGCGCCAGACCAGUCAGCCAAGUACUACCACCUGACUCAUGAUGAGCUCAUUGGCCUGCUCCUGCAGCGAGAGCGAGAGCUGAGCCAGCGGGACGAGCACGUGCAGGAGCUAGAGAGCUACAUUGACCGGCUGCUGGUGCGGAUCAUGGAGACCUCGCCCACACUGCUGCAGAUCCCGCCUGGUCCCCCCAAGUAGCCGUCCCACUUCCACCCUCAUCCCCAGAGGGUUGAUGAGAACUUGCUGCCCAGUCAGCGCCCAUGUGCCCACCUGCCCUCCUUUCCACCAAAUACACUCACCUGGGCAGGAUACAGCUGUCCUUGUGGUCACUCCCUGCUCCCCUGCACUUGCCUCUCUGAAGGGGGACCCUGGGGCCCCACUGGAGGCAUAAAGUUCCAUGUACAACUUGUGUGUCUGUGGGGGUCCUAGGGCUUUGCCACCUGCCUCUUUUCAUACCCCUUAGCUUCAGGGCUCUGCAGAAUCGAACAAGUCUGAAAGAGGCUAUUGCUAGCACAGACUUUAUUACCCCCCAAGGAUGGUCUGCUGUUCCUUCCCACCACAAUCCCUUAUCCUCAUUUUCCUCCAGGCUCUGGAGGGGAUCUAGUAUUACAGGGACAGGGAUAGGGAUGGGGACAGGGACCGGGACCAAUCUGAUCAUUUGUCCAAGUUGUGGGCCACCUGGGUGCCUACUCUUCAGCUUUGCCCUCUUUCCUGAGAGCAGGGGCCUCUGUGUCCCUGUCUAGUCUUUGCCAUGUUCCAAGUUUUUUUUGCACUUUGAGCUGUUGCAGAGCGAGUGCCGCGUGGAAGGAUGUGGUGAUGUCUGUUGUCCAGGCUGCCCCCUGCCUCUCUUUGGACCUUUCCACUGGGUGUCACUGCUGAGUGUGAAGGUAGAGCUGGGUCCAGAGAGAGCUCCUCCUCGCUCUUCUGUUCUCCAUUCAUCUCUGAUGUACAGGCCCCACCACGUCAGGGGUGUAGGCUGCUUAUGUUUUGGGGAUCAAGCCUCCAUGUCUGUUCCUGUUUCCUGUCCAGAUGCCAAAACUCUGUGCUGCAGGGUUUGAACUUUUGGAAACCAAUGAAAAUGUGCCUUUCGUGAGUGGGGUUAAGCGCCUCUUGAUGUGGAUAUCUCCCCUGCUGUGACAUCCCCCUUCUUCCUGCUUGAGCACACCUGGAUGGCUCUGUCAGGGUCCUGGGAAGGGGAAUGGAGGUUGAACAGUCCUGCUGUGUGUUCUUCUCCUUCCUGCGAAUCUCAGCUAAGGGUCUGGCCAAGCUGCUGCUACUAGCCCUCCUGCUGUCUUCCAUUCCUAUUCCACCCCAUUUGGAGGAUCCUAGGAUAAAAACCCCUGGUGAGUUAUAGAUCUGAGGCCAGUCCUGGCCUGGCCUCAGCACAACCAUGCUGAACAGUUGGCUAUUCUGGAAGUGGGGGCCGCACUAUGCCUUAGGAGACACCUAUACUCCUUUGUUGCUCCCCCACCCAUCCACUAAGCUGCUAUCCCAGGCUGUCCCUUUUGCCUUGCCUGGCUUGGCUGCAGCGCAUUUUGAAAUGAAGUAUCUGAUCUUUGGCCUAGCCCCUGGUUUGCUUGUGGAAAACAUGGCAGGUUUUCCCCAUGACAUCUUUUGCUACAUUGGGCACCCUCAUUAGCAAAAAUUGAGGAGUGUGGGCAUACCAAAGGAGCAUACUUUUAGCCUCCUGAAGGGACAAGAACUCCUCUGGGGCUGUCUCCUGUCAGCCUGCACAGAGGGCCUCGGGAUGUGUCCUGUGGGUGAUGGCAGUCUUCUGCCAGGAUGGAGCAGGUGGGUUCUGCACCUGGGAGAAAGCCUCUGAAGAGUUGCCUACCUUCAGGUUCACUCACCACAACUGAGAAAUAUAUCCACAUGUGCCCAGAUCUUCAGCCACACUUUUGAAGGGUCACUGAAGAAUGGAGAAGAUUUUCCUGAGGGAAAGGCCAUUCCCCUACUAGGUAUUUCUCGGCUCUCUUCGAUUCCAGACCCAGACCUGGGUAGGUGUAUCUUCAGAAGAGGUUUUGAAUUGAAUGCAGCAAAGGGUUCAUGUUUUUGCUCCUAACCACAAGCUACAGGGUCGGGUGGUGGUGGUGGGCAGGUAGCAGGCACAGUUCUGCUUUGCUGUUUGUCUCCCUAGAUGUACCUCCUGUUUAUAAAGAGCUUGUUCUUCAUGUUUUGAGCACUUUAUGAAGAAUAAAAAGUUCACGUACUGCAGGUGGCCUGUUGC